UAAUUGGAUACUGGCCAUUACGAGCAAUAUGGCGGCACAUCCGGCGCGUAGCUUGCUUGUAUAAUUUCAAGCUUCUUGAUUUCGAAGGAGAGAGGGAUUAUCCGCAUUCGCAGCUUGUCGUUUUUAAGACAAAACGAUGCGGUGAAGCUGACGAGCGCACGUUGACGAGACGAGAGCGAAUUCAUCGCGUCGCGUAGCAUCGCUGUUGCUGUUGCCAACCGUCAACGCCGCUGUUAUUGCUGCCAUCCGUCCGUGAGCGACCGUCAUUAGUGGCUUAUGAUGCACAGAACGACCCGAGCGUCGUCCCAUCAUGUGGGAAAGCACGCCGACAACGCUGUCAAAGGAAGGCGAAAACGUGGUGUAGAGAAAAAUACAACAAAGACUACAGCUUUGCCUAUGCAAAAUAAUGAUGCAAAUUUACCAGUAAAGAGAGAAAAUAAAUUAUUUGAUACUAGUAAAAAUGUAACAAACAAAUUUGAUGUAAUUAAACCACAAUCCGUAUUAGACACACAUAAAUCCCCUACGCACACAAUUCAUUCUUAUCAAAAUUCAAAUGUGGAAGUUACAAAGGAGAAAAGUCCUAUAUCACUCACCUAUUAUCUUUUUAGAAAUGUGCAAGUUGUUUCAACCUGUGAAGCAAAAAAUAAGGUUAUCUCUGAUGUAGAACAAUUCAAAACUGAUGAAACACCGGUGGCUGUUCCGAUUCAUGGGCCAUCUACACCGCAUAGAAUAAAUAUGCCAUCGGAAGAUUUAAAUGAAAAAGCUACAAUUACUACCAAUGAGGAGCAAUCUGUGAUGACAUUACUUAGUCCACUGCAAGUUAUUAAAAAAUCUGCCCCACGUGGACGUAAGAAAGCAGUCUCCGUUCAAUCCAUCAAUCAUCGUUCGUUCAAGCCACAGGGCACUGAAACAAAUCAUUCGAUUACCGACUACUUUCCAGUACGUCGUAGCGUUAGAAAAAGUAAAAAAAUUGUAUUGGAGGAGAAACAACGUGAUUUAGAAAAUAAGGUACUUUGUCAAAUAGAGGAAGGCUUAGAGGUAAGAUAUUUUCCGGGUAAAGGUCGUGGUGUCAUAACGACACGAGAAUUUGCUAAAGGCGAAUUUGUAGUUGAAUAUAUCGGCGAACUGAUUAAUCAAGGGGAGGCAAAAGAGCGCGAAAAAAUAUAUGCGCAAGAUCAAAAUGCUGGAUGUUAUAUGUAUUAUUUCCAACAUCGUAAUCAACAGUAUUGUGUCGAUGCGACAGCAGAGAGUGAUAAAUUGGGCCGAUUAGUCAAUCAUUCGCGAAACGGUAAUUUGAUCGCUCGAAUCGUCGAAGUCAAUUCUACACCACAUCUCGUACUUACAGCAAAGGAAGAUAUACCAAAUGGUGUAGAAGUUUCAUAUGAUUAUGGAGAUCGAAGCCGUGAAUCUAUUCGUCAUCAUCCAUGGUUGGCAUUAUAGCACUUUCUAUUUCAUUAUUUAUAUAACAUUAUGUUACAUUGUACAAAAGAAAUAUUAUUUUUGUUCCUCCUAUGAAGGAAUUUUAUAUAUAGACUAUGUAUAUGCUGAAUUGUGUACAAAUUGCAUCUUAAAAAGGCAAAGCCGCCAAUAUAUUAGGAAUUGGAUAUGCGACUUUGCAAGCUUUUAUGCUAGUGAAUCCCAAAUAUUUUUUUUACAUCACU
This is a messenger RNA of Camponotus floridanus (Florida carpenter ant), 1661 nucleotides long. RefSeq names its product histone-lysine N-methyltransferase PR-Set7 (gene Set8). NCBI's taxonomy places the organism in Eukaryota, Metazoa, Arthropoda, Insecta, Hymenoptera, Formicidae. Gene Ontology annotation, molecular function: protein binding; histone H4K20 methyltransferase activity. The record is from RefSeq and is a predicted model, not a curated record. The transcript is spliced from 6 exons. The coding region runs from base 277 to 1440 and encodes 387 amino acids.